This is a messenger RNA of Monopterus albus (swamp eel), 482 nucleotides long. It is a transcript of the gene hbae5, whose product is annotated as hemoglobin, alpha embryonic 5. Gene Ontology annotation, biological process: oxygen transport; hydrogen peroxide catabolic process. Gene Ontology annotation, molecular function: haptoglobin binding; organic acid binding; oxygen binding. Gene Ontology annotation, cellular component: hemoglobin complex; haptoglobin-hemoglobin complex; blood microparticle. Lineage: Eukaryota; Metazoa; Chordata; Actinopteri; Synbranchiformes; Synbranchidae. The record is from RefSeq and is a predicted model, not a curated record.
UAAACAAAAGUCAGGUAUUAGGUGGUUUUACAUCCAACUGACUUAGAUCUUCAGCACACCGGCCACCUGACUUCCUCUCCAUGCCUAUAGGAUGCUCACUAUCUAUCCGCAAACCAAGUCCUACUUCUCCUACUGGCCAGACAUGAGUCCCGGCUCUGCCCCUGUCAAGGCCCACGGAAAGAAGAUAAUGAGUGCAGUCGCUCUGGCUGUGUCCAAGAUUGACGACCUGACCAAAAACCUGCACCACGCUUUUGAGAUAAGAGUGGACCCGGCCAACUUCAAGAUCCUGUCCCACUGUGUUGUCGUGAUCGACACCAUGUUCCCUGCGGACUUUAUGCCCGAGGCCCACGUCGGCUUUGAUAAAGUCAUGUCCACCGUGGCCCUGGCUCUUGCUGAGAGAUACCGCUGAGCUUCCCGUAGAUGGAGGGUCUGUCACAUAAGACUAUUUAAUUCGUGGUGACAAAUGAAAGAAUAAAUUGCUU